AUGGAACAACCAGGAUCGUCAUCAUCGACUUUCCAACAUGGGCAAAAACGCCGAAAUGAGAAUAAGCGGACCCUUCAAGAAAUUGCACUUGUUUUCAUCGAGCGGAAUGGAAACCAGGGUAUCUGUCGCAUAGAUGAAACUAGUGGAUGCAGCUACACUCAGGCGACAUGUGACGUCGGUAAUUUCAUACGACAUUUUCGCUCACAACACGCUAAUACGGCCAAGAAGCACGGACUGACUAACCAUCCGAUUAGUAACGUCAACAAAGCAAGAGUCAUUCCCAAGCGGCCAGUUGCCAUCGAUAAGCAAUUAUUAUUGGAGUCUUUGGUCAAAUUGACCACACACAACAACCUUCCGCUGGCAUGCGUCGAGUGGGAAGGCAUGAAACAGCUCAUCGAUCCUAUCACCGCAGCUCUGGGUAUAACACUGAACAGAAGUAAACUCAAGUCUUUGAUACAUGUCACAGCUAACCGGGUUCGUGCAGAUCUAGCAGGAGAACUGAAAAACAGGCUGAUUUCACUGAAAGUCGAUUCCGCUUCCAGAUACAACAGACACGUUCUGGGAAUAAAUGUGCAAUAUGUCAUGGAUGGCAAUAUUGUAAUUCGAACGCUAGGUAUGAUAGAGGUGAAAGAACGCCAGACGGCAGCUUUCCUAAAAACGGAAAUUUUGGAGCUUCUGCAGAAAUAUGAAGUAACCGUUGACCAGAUAUUCUCCGUAACCGUUGAUAACGAACUAACACCUAAAAGUUGGGAGUUCAUUGAACAUUACAUUCAGGCUUUCGAGCAUCUGUAUAUCUGCACGAAGAAAAUGCAAGAAUGUCAUGUUUCGUUGUGUGAUUUCUAUAUAUCGUGGCUGAUGACGAUGAACAAAGUACGAAACAUGUUCGCCAAUCCUUUCGCCCAGUGACUAACCAAGGCACUGACAGAUCGCUUGGCUAUGUUAAAAACAUCGCAGGCAUUCCAAAUGGCACUCUAUAUUGACCCCCGUCUGAAUUACCUCAAUUCCAAACUUUUUAACGACGAAGAAAAGCUAUAUAUUCAGAACUGCAUCAAGGAUACGUGGAAUAGAAUUCGCAAGCUGAAACCGUCGGCUGGUUUUGCAACAGCUACAAAUAAUGAUGCGAACUGUAGUUCUCAGUUUGAUGACUUCUUAACCGAGCUUCUCGGCGGUUCUUUAUCUAAAAGCGGAAGCGGAUGUGCUGAUUCAUCGUUUGUGCAGCAACUGAAGGCGGUAGAAGCAGAACCACGUCAGGAUCAUACGUACGAUGUCUUCAAGCACUGGAUGAAACGUAAAGAAACUCACCCAGAGCUUUUCGAAGUGGCCAUGGUUGUCUUAGCCACGCCGUCAAAUCAAGUUUCGGUGGAGAGAGCAUUCAGUGCAUUGCCUUUGGUUCUGACAUCCCACAGAAUUGGAUUAGGCCAAUAUACAUUGGAGGACAUUUUAUUUUUAAAACUCAACCGGGAUAUAUUUGAGAAGGUUUGUUCUUCCAUAAAUUGGGAGGACAUGGACAUCGCAACGUAAUUUUCCAUGCCACUGACGGAUCUGAA
Armigeres subalbatus is the source of this 1547-nucleotide messenger RNA. RefSeq lists its product as uncharacterized. The record is from RefSeq and is a predicted model, not a curated record. Gene Ontology annotation, molecular function: protein dimerization activity. The transcript is spliced from 4 exons. NCBI's taxonomy places the organism in Eukaryota, Metazoa, Arthropoda, Insecta, Diptera, Culicidae.